Molecule: messenger RNA, 1698 nt
Organism: Seminavis robusta
Lineage: Eukaryota; Bacillariophyta; Bacillariophyceae; Naviculales; Naviculaceae
Source: the annotation of a GenBank genome assembly
AUGAAACGGCCGAUUGUCUACACGAUUGCCGGAAGUGAUUCGGGUGGUGGUGCCGGAAUUCAGGCAGAUUUGCACGCUCUGCACACCAUGGGGGCGCAUGGAUGUUCCGCCAUUACCUGCUUGACGGCACAAAAUUCGCAAGGCGUCACGGGCGUCCAUGCUCCUCCUCCGGAAUUCUUGGCGGCACAGUUGGACUGUCUCGCCAGCGAUCUACCCCCCGUGGCGGUCAAAAUUGGCAUGUUGGGGACACGGGAAUUGGCGACCGUGGUGGCCGAGACACUCACAACGCGUCUUCAGCAGCAGAAUGUGUGGAUUGUCCUGGAUCCCGUCAUGAUUUCCACGUCCGGAUCCAAAUUAUUGGAAGAUGAUGCCAUUGACGCCUUGAAAACGCAAUUGUUCCCACUGGCACAUGUGCUGACACCCAACAAGUACGAGGCAGAAGCAUUGGUCGGAAGACAACUCAAGACACCACAAGAUGUCGAACAGGCUGCCAAGGAAUUGCUACAGUUGGGUUGCAAGGCUGUCUUGAUCAAGGGAGGUCAUACCUUGGUGGAAGCACCCACGGCAUCACCAUCGUCACCCUCAGAAGCGCCUACAGCUGUCAAAGCCACUCUGCAAUAUGCACAGGAUUAUCUGCUCUCCGCCGAACCAGCACCCGCUCCAGGAGACGAACGACUCUGCGAUGCAUCCCAAGGGGUGUGGUUGCGAACCAAACGAUGGGACACGGACAAUACACACGGAACUGGAUGCACCCUGUCAUCGUCCAUGGCGGCAGCAUUGGCGCUCGGAGAACAACAUCGACAACAACAACAACAAUCCACACUACCACAGGGAGCCACCAAGGCCAUGGGCAUUGUCGAUGCCUGCUGCUUGGCCAAAGCAUAUGUAUCGGCGGGAAUCCAAGCGGGCAUCCGAUACGGACAAGGACCCGGGCCCGUGGGGCAGACACGCUUUCCCGAUUCCUACCAACACUUUCCCACCAUUGUCGCCAAUCCCACGCAAUCAUCUGCCGCUCCCUUUCCUGCCAUGAAAGCCUAUUCUUUGGAUGACGACACUGAUGACACGAAUGAUGAUAUUCCAACACUGGGUCGCAUCCUUCCCAUUGUUGAUACCGUCGACUGGGUCGAACGGUUGGCCGGCACUCCGGGAAUCACCGAUAUCCAACUUCGCAUCAAGGAUGAAACGGAUCCUGCCAAAAUUCUCGAACGCGUCCAGCAUUGUCAGCGUCUCUGUGCUCCUCACAACGUCCGAUUGUGGAUCAACGAUCAUUGGCAAGCUGCCAUGGAAGCAGGUUGCUUUGGGGUCCAUGUGGGACAAGAAGAUUUGGCCCAAUGCCAAAAAGCGGGAGGAUUGGAUCAGCUGCGUGCCAAACACGUGGCUCUGGGAAUUUCGACGCAUUCCUAUGGAGAACUCGCGGCGGCAUUGGGAGUCCAACCAACCUACAUUAGUUUGGGCCCGGUGUUUGCCACGGCGAGUAAAAAGGUGCAGUUUGAACCGCAAGGAUUGGAAAUUGUGGCGAGAUGGCGCAAGCUGAUUCCUCCCCAUAUUCCAUUUGUGACUAUUGGUGGAAUCAACACGGUGGAAGCUGCCAAGCAAAAUCGAAACGCGGGAGCAGAUUGCAUUGCUGUCAUUGGCGCCGUUACCAAUGCCGAUGACGUACCCAAAACUGUGGCAGCGUUGAAUGAGGUGAUGCAAUGA